GACGUCAUUCCUGCGCGACUCUUACUUUUGUCUUUCUGUUUUACGACUGCUGCUCUGAGCUAUGCCUAAAGUAGUUUCCCGGUCCGUAGUCUGCUCCGACACCCGGGACCGGGAGGAGUAUGACGACGGCGAGAAGCCCCUUCACGUCUACUACUGUUUAUGCGGCCAGAUGGUCCUGGUGCUGGACUGUCAGUUGGAGAAAUUGCCCAUGAGGCCCCGGGAUCGGUCCCGUGUGAUUGAUGCUGCCAAACACGCCCACAAGUUUUGUAACACAGAAGAUGAGGAGACUAUGUAUCUUCGGAGGCCUGAAGGCAUUGAACGACAGUACAGGAAGAAAUGUGCAAAGUGCGGGCUGCCACUCUUCUACCAGUCCCAACCGAAGAAUGCUCCUGUGACCUUCAUUGUGGAUGGAGCAGUAGUGAAGUUUGGCCAGGGUUUUGGGAAGACGAACAUAUAUACUCAGAAACAAGAGCCUCCUAAGAAGGUGAUGAUGACGAAACGGACUAAAGACAUGGGCAAGUUCAGCUCUGUCACUGUGUCUACUAUUGAUGAAGAGGAAGAGGAGAUUGAGGCUAGAGAAGUCGCUGACUCGUAUGCGCAGAAUGCCAAGGUGAUUGAAAAGCAGCUGGAGCGCAAAGGCAUGAGCAAGAGGCGGCUGCAGGAGCUGGCUGAACUGGAAGCCAAGAAAGCGAAAAUGAAGGGAACCUUGAUUGACAACCAGUUCAAAUGAUCAGGACCUUUCUGUGAACCCAGACUGGAGGCAAGCAUUUAGAUCAGGAGGAAAAAGAGCGUUUUCUUGACUACAUGGAGUGGUUCCUACCUUUAUGCCCCAGCAGAAGGCUUUACGUGGCUUCCCAGUGAUUCUCCUACAUUCAGUGAGGUCUUUGAGUCCAUCUGACCUGCUUUCUAGAGAUGGAUUUUUAUCACUCUUUCUGUGUAUAGGUCUUCUGUACUAUUUUUUGUCCAUUUGAUGUAAACGUCUUCAUCUGUGUAGAAGCUCUGUGAAUAGAUUAGGGCUUCAGUGUGUCUAGUGUCUACAGGAGCUAUUCUUAUUCCUUCUUCAAAGUUAAUAAAAUGUUUAAAGAUUUUUGAAAAA
Messenger RNA from Physeter macrocephalus (sperm whale), 1096 nucleotides. RefSeq names its product STING1 ER exit protein 1 (gene STEEP1). Bases 62 to 730 code for a protein of 222 amino acids. The record is from RefSeq and is a predicted model, not a curated record. The transcript is spliced from 7 exons. NCBI's taxonomy places the organism in Eukaryota, Metazoa, Chordata, Mammalia, Artiodactyla, Physeteridae. Gene Ontology annotation, biological process: endoplasmic reticulum membrane organization; endoplasmic reticulum to Golgi vesicle-mediated transport.